Molecule: messenger RNA, 464 nt
Organism: Prosopis cineraria
Lineage: Eukaryota; Viridiplantae; Streptophyta; Magnoliopsida; Fabales; Fabaceae
Exons: 2
Coding region: 99-464 (121 amino acids)
Source: RefSeq, a predicted model, not a curated record
UGGGUCUCAGGAUUUGACGACCGAGAAUGGGUUAGCUCAGUCGUGUUUCAAUUCCCAACAGACACACCAGCAGCAACAGGAUUUGUGACAUUUGUACAAUGAAAGGUAGAGGAAUCAGAACGUGCUUGUCGAGGCAAACCUUCUCUUCUCUGGUGAUGCCAAAGCAAGCAACCUUAACCCAUCUUCACUGUCCAUUUCGAAAGGCUCUUCAAUUUGAGAAGCAGAGCCAGGAUAUGGAUCGCUUCAUCAGAUUACAGAAUGAGAAACUGAGAAUCAUGCUACAAGAUCAGAGGAAGCAGCAAGUGGCGACGUUACUGAAGAAAGUGGAAUCCAACGCGAUUUACACGCUGAGGCACAGGAAGAUGAAGACGGUGCCAGUAGGGAGGAGCCUGAUGAGACGACGCACAAGAAGAAAGUGGAACUUGUGCCAGAUAAAUGAGGAGAGAGAAAGCGUAAAAAUAUGA